Molecule: messenger RNA, 1263 nt
Organism: Lotus japonicus
Lineage: Eukaryota; Viridiplantae; Streptophyta; Magnoliopsida; Fabales; Fabaceae
Product: polyadenylate-binding protein 7-like
Exons: 3
Coding region: 206-613 (135 amino acids)
Cellular component (GO): ribonucleoprotein complex; nucleus; cytosol
Molecular function (GO): mRNA 3'-UTR binding; poly(A) binding; poly(U) RNA binding
Source: RefSeq, a predicted model, not a curated record
UUCUCAGUCUCGUUCGCCAUGGAAGCUCACGAUUUCAAGCGAUUUCCACCGAUUUGAUCUCGUUUUCCACCUAUUGAUCUCGUUUUCCACCGAUUUCCACCGAUUGCAACUUGAUUUCCUCCGAUUUCAACCUCCACAGAUUUCAACCACCGCACGCCACCGUAGCAACAGCCUCCUCCGCCGUCGUUCUCUCUGCGAUUUUCUCAUGGAUCCAUCGCUCAGAGACUCAACAACUUCUACUCCGUCGCAUGCUGCAUUCUCUGCGAUGCAAGCAAUUGAGGUGAAGAAUCAUUCAACGCUGAAUGGAAAAGUGAUAAGGGUCUUGUGGUCGCGUCGUGAUCCUGAUAUUAGGAAGAAUUGCAUUGGGAACGUUUUUGGGAAAAUCGUUAGCUUGGCUAUUUCAAAGGAUGAAAAUGGGAUGUCAAAGGGCUUUGGCUUUGUGAACUAUGAAAACCCAGAUGAUGCUAAAAGGGCCCUGGAAGCGAUGAACGGAACACAACUAGGUAGUUUUUUUUUGCAUCCUUUUACUGUGCUGGUUUUCUGCAGGCAUAGUUGGCAUUUCUUGAUGGUACAUGACAUGGUUUUGAUUUGUCUUAAACAGGUUCGAAGAUAACUUGUUUGCCAUUCUCUCCUAUUUUUAACUAGCCAUUAUGUUUUCAGUUGUCUUGAAUGCUAUGUUUUAACUUCCAGGGAUCAAACAUUUAUGUGAAGAACAUUGAUGACAAUGUAAGUGAUGAAGAACUGCGGGACCAUUUUAGUGCAUGUGGCUCUAUAACUUAUGCAAAAGUUAUGAAAGACGAGAAAGGGAUAAGCAAAGGGUUUGGUUUUGUCUGUUUCUCUACUCCUGAGGAGGCAAACAAAGCUGUGAACACUUUUCAAUGUAAGUAAGUUCAGUUGUGUUUGGGACAUGAUAUAUGCUUCAGUGUAGUACUUUAGCAGUAAUACAAAAACAGGAAUAUAAUUGCUUGCUAUAAGUUCAUAAGAAAAAGAAUGUAAGACUUCAGUGAUAUAUUUAUUGUGUUACUGCAAUUUUACAAAUUCAUUGCAUUGAUCCUUCCCUGUGAAUGUUCAACUUGCAGCAUGAAUCCUGGUUUUUCUCAGAUCACUUUUUUGGACGCUUAGAAAUUCAUUUCAAUAUCACUUAUUUGGCACAAAGAAGUGUGACGUAUUUGUUAAUUUAUCACAUAAGUUCAUUUCAAUAUCACUUUCUUGUACCCUUAAAAAUUCAUUUCAAUAUCAUUUAUUUGCCACAAAGAUCAUAGC